AUGCUGACUCUUGUUCAGUACCGAUCGGGCGUGUGUAACACCGCAAACUGCAGACGCAAACGCGAAUGCACAAAACGUCACAAAAAGCACAGCACGACAUCUUGUAAGUCAGCCCCGAUUCCUCAGGCUCAACUUCCAACACCCGUUAAGGUUCGUCCUGCAAGCACGGUGGCUCAAGAGCAGGAUGAGAAAUCGGAGACCUACACCAGCCUGGCCCCGGACGAGAGAGGACAGACCAUGGCUCUGCUUUUCUUCCUACAGACGCUGGCUGUUUCCACGGUAGCGGCACAGGGCAGAUUUGUUGACUUAACACACGCACUGGACACUAAUACCGUCUACUGGCCAGGCAGUCCCUCCUUUAAAUUCAACAUUUUAAGCCGUCAACAACAAGACUCGUUCUGGUACGAGAGUAACAAUUUUUCCACGGCUGAACAUGGUGGUACGCACAUCGACUCGCCGUCCCAUUUCUCCAAGAAUCAAUGGCGGCUCCAUGAAAUACCGUUGAACAAUCUGAUUGGUCCAGGUGUUGUCAUAGAUAUAUCGGCUCGCGCCGAAAAGGACCCGGAUACUCAGGUGGAGAUCGCAGACCUGUUUCAAUGGGAAGAGAAGCAUGGUAAAAUACCAGAGGGUGCAAUCGUUCUUAUGAACUCAGGUUGGGACAAAUACUGGCCGAAUAAAACCGCUGUUUUCGGAUCAAGCACACCCAACAACUCUUCUACGUUCCACUUUCCGGGUUUCAGCCCACGCACCGCCAGGUGGAUUAUUGCCAACCGGAAGUACAUCAACGCCAUCGGCGUUGACACCCCUUCUAUAGAUUUCGGACAGUCUCGGGACUUCCAAACCCAUGUGACGGUUUUCGGUGCCAACAUCGUAGGUCUUGAGAACGUGGCAAAUUUGAGCAGAGUUCCUGUGACCGGAGCCACAGUGUUCGCGAUCCCUGUCAAAAUCAGAGACGGAAGUGGCGGUCCUUUAAGGAUAUUUGCCAUGAUAAAUGAUGUAAAUCGUGCUGGAAUUAACCACCCCGAAAUUUUGUGCAUGAUGGUCACUUUUAUCAGUAUUUUGCUUAUCUAAAUACUGCCUUCAUCGUCCUCUCUAGAGUUAACCAGAACAAUAUAUUGCUGCUGUGUUCAUUUGUAUAAUGAGUUUCUCGAUCGUCACUGAGAUGAAUCUCAUAAAUCAAUGUCGAUAUCAGAAGACAGAAAUCACGCUCAAUGACUGAACUUUUCCCACUUAAUGCAAUGCUUUUCUGUGAGCUAAAAUUUUAUCUGAAACUUCCAAAAUAACUGCCAGUUUAUCGAUCACCAACUAUCAGUUUAUCAUGUCUA
This is a messenger RNA of Liolophura sinensis, 1325 nucleotides long. Its product is annotated as isatin hydrolase-like. Lineage: Eukaryota; Metazoa; Mollusca; Polyplacophora; Chitonida; Chitonidae. The record is from RefSeq and is a predicted model, not a curated record. Gene Ontology annotation, molecular function: arylformamidase activity. Bases 1 to 1071 code for a protein of 356 amino acids. The transcript is spliced from 5 exons.